AUGGAGCCCGGUGGGCUGGCAGAUGCUCAUUUUGUGACACCUCUUCAGGAAGAGGUUUACAACAGUACUUUCGCUUCCAUUAAUGCAACUGAACCUGCUGAUUCUUCAGAGUUUGAAAGAUACGUGCGCAUUAUUGUGCCCAGUAUCUUCGGGUUCAUCUGCGUGCUGGGUGUGUUCGGUAAUUUACUUGUGAUCAUUGUAGUUCUGAAGGACAAGCACAUGAGAAACACCACCAACAUCUUGAUACUGUCGCUGGCUGUAGCAGAUCUGCUGUUCCUACUCUUCUGUGUACCCUUUACGGCAACGGGUUACGCGUUAACUGUUUUGCCAUUCGGGGCUGUGGUAUGUAAAGUGACUACAUACCUAAUGUAUGUCUGUGCGUACGCCAGUGUGUACACGCUAGCUAUAAUGUCCCUGGAUCGGUAUCUGGCUGUGGCACACGCUAUUCGCUCCAUGACCUGGCGUUCAGAACGGAACACCUGGUUGGCUGUGGCUAUAAUUUGGUUCAUUACUCUCUGCGGUAACAUCCCAAUUAUUCUCCAAUGGGAUGUCCAUUACUACAAAUGGGGUGAGAAAGAAAAUCGAUCUGCGUGUAUUCAGUUUUCGGAACUAACUGACCCCACCAGCGGUAAGACAUUUUUCGGCUGCUUUCUACUCUUUGGAUACAUCAUUCCCCUAGGGGUCACUAUGCUGCUGUAUGGACUAAUGCUGAAACGUCUUUUGUACGGAGUAGUUCCUGGAGGUGGCAACCAGUCGGCUGAGAGCAUGAGAGCCAAGAAACGUGUCACUAGAAUGGUCAUAAUUGUCGUGGUUAUAUUUGCCAUCUGUUGGCUGCCAAUCCAGAUCAUACUGUUCUGGCAGAAACUAGGCUUCUACCCACAGACUAUCACCAACGUCAGCAUCAUGAUGGCUGCUAACUGUCUAGCCUAUAUGAAUAGCUGCGUCAAUCCAAUCCUGUACGCUUUCCUAUCAGGCAACUUUCGGCGCAGCUUCCGCAAGUUCCUGUGCUGCUCGGAAACCCCACGUCGUCUGGAGUAUGAACGCACGAACAUCCGCUCUAAUGUAAAUGACAAAGAAUCAAAUGUCACUAAGAGCACCUGUGUGAAUAAUUCGAAGACAUACACAGCCGUGUAA
This is a messenger RNA of Candidula unifasciata, 1134 nucleotides long. Lineage: Eukaryota; Metazoa; Mollusca; Gastropoda; Stylommatophora; Geomitridae. The record is from the annotation of a GenBank genome assembly.